Messenger RNA from Dovyalis caffra, 414 nucleotides. Lineage: Eukaryota; Viridiplantae; Streptophyta; Magnoliopsida; Malpighiales; Salicaceae. The record is from the annotation of a GenBank genome assembly.
AUGGCUCUUAGUCUGACCAACACGUUCCUCCAAAUCAAACCAAUCUCUGCUCCUCUCUUACCCAUAAAAAAGGGGAAGGUGAGUGCGGCGGGUAAUUAUGGGAUGCAAGUGACGUGCAGGAAGAAAGAUAUACACCCAGAAUUCUACGAAGACGCCAAGGUGUAUUGCAAUGGAGAGCUAGUGAUGACAACUGGUGGGACCAAGCAGGAGUACGUGGUGGAUGUGUGGUCAGGCAACCACCCGUUUUACCUCGGGAACCGGUCUGGUGUUCUUGUAGAUGCUGACCAGGUGGAGAAGUUCCGUAAGAGAUUCGGAGGGCUCUCGCAGAUUAUGGAAAUUCCUGUACUUAAAGGUGAGGUAAUUUUGCCUUCCAGGAAAAGAUCUGGUGCUGGUAAAGGGGGCAAGAAGAAGUAG